Messenger RNA from Clunio marinus, 2136 nucleotides. NCBI's taxonomy places the organism in Eukaryota, Metazoa, Arthropoda, Insecta, Diptera, Chironomidae. The record is from the annotation of a GenBank genome assembly.
UUCUAUAAAUCAAUAAAUUGGAAAUUAUUUGGAUAUGCCGGUAGACAUCAAGAAAUUAACAUGAAAAAUUCUUUAUUUCCACGUACCUUCUCUUACCGAAGCUAUCGAAUUAAGAAAGAUUUUUGUCGCUGUUUUGCAAAUUGAUUUUAAAUAACUUGUGUAUAACAUAAAAACAACAGUAAGCCAAGUGUUGGACACAAACAUAAAUUAUUCAAGUGAAACAUUUUCAUAUAUAAAUUGAGUUUAUUAUCAAUCUAAGCCUCAAUUCGAUUCGAAUCAUCAUAGUGCUAACUUGUAUCAAUUUAAAUAUCCGUAAAAAUAAUAACAAGCAAUGUCAGUGCCAUUCGUUACAUUGAAAAACGGUCAGAAAAUUCCAGCACUUGGUUUGGGAACAUGGAAGUCACCACCUGGACAAGUAGAACAAGCAGUUAAAGACGCUAUUGAUGUUGGUUACCGGCACAUCGACUGUGCGUUUGUUUACGGGAAUGAAAACGAAGUUGGAAAUGCGAUUAGCGAAAAGAUUGCUGAUGGUAAAGUUAAGCGAGAAGAAUUGUUCCUCACAAGCAAGUUGUGGAAUACAUUCCAUAAUCCAAAGGAUGUUAAACCAGCUUUGGAAAAAACUCUCAAAAAUUUGAAGACCGAUUAUUUGGAUUUAUAUCUCAUUCAUUGGCCGAUGGGAUAUAAAGAAGCCGGUGAUGACUUAUUCCCAAAGAACGAAAACGGAGAACUUCUGUUUUCGAACGAUGAUUACGUCGACACUUGGAAGGCAAUGGAAAAUUUGGUUGAUUCAGGCCUCAUCAAGUCUAUUGGAUUAUCUAAUUUCAACUCAAAACAAAUUGAACGUGUAUUGGAAAUUGCUCGCAUUCCACCAGUUAUGAAUCAAGUUGAAUGUCAUCCUUAUCUGACUCAGAAAAAGUUGAUGGAAUUGUGUCGAAGCAAAGGCAUUCAUAUCACGGCAUAUUCCCCUCUUGGAUCUCCCGAUCGUCCCUGGGCAAAGCCUGGAGAUACAGAAUUAAUGCAAGAUCCAAAGCUUUUGGAGAUUUCCAAGAAGUAUAACAAAUCAGCUGCACAGAUUCUUAUCAAGUAUCAGUUGCAACGAGGUAACAUUGUCAUUCCAAAAUCAGUCACUAAAUCCAGAAUUAUGAGUAACUUUGAUGUCUUCAAUUUCGAACUCAAUGAUGGCGAUAUUGCUGCAAUCGAUGCUUUCAACAUGGGCGGACGUUUCUGUCCUUUGAAUUUUGAUGGUCUACCUCAACAUCUCCAUUAUCCUUUUAACAUUGAAUAUUAAUGGGAACAGACAAAUUGUGACAAUCGAUAUUUCAUGUUUGUUUUGUUUUAUGUAAAUAUUUAUUCCCUUUGUUCUUCAAAUUUUAAAAAUUUACGAGCAACAUUCAUAUCAAUUGAAAUACUUAUAUGUAAACAUUAUCACUUGAACUUCAACUACAUUUAUAUUUAAUAAGCAAGAUUGAAUUCACAUGUUUGACGUACAUACCAAGAUAUACGUACAUUUAUGCAUGCUUCUAAAUAUUUAUGUAGGUUUUGAAAAAUAAUCUCAUAAAUUAUGGUAAAGGAUUUCAAUUUUCAAUAUAGGAAAGAAAGACAAAUAGAUAAUUAAAUGUGUGUGAAGAAUUCAUUUCUUCUUUUAAUAAACAGAAGAAGUUCCUUAUAAAUAUAUUUACCACUAAUGAAGAUCUGAAAAGAUAUUUCUCAGUUACUAUGAUUAUUAAGAAGAAUGAACGUUUGAUCAUUAAUAAAACAUUUUAAUUUUUAUGUUGGGUGAAAGUAUUUACAUUUAAUGAUAAAUAUUUGUAUUGGGUAAAGUAUGUUUAACAGAAGUCUUUCCAAUCAGGUUUCUUUUCUUAGUUUUAAACCAUAAUUAAUUAUUCAUGUAAUUGCCGUUUAUAGAGUUACACAUCAUCCGUUUUAUCCAUUUGCUGAGGCGUAUUAGGAUUCAUUGCAUCAACACAAACACUACGAUUUUAAAACAAGGCUCAAGUAAACAAAGAACCAAAUUCAAAAAGAUUUGCUCCAACUUACAAUGUCUUUUAAAAAGUUUUUAAAAAAUAAUCUACAAAAUAAUCUACAUGGAAACAUAAAUCUGCAUGUCAAUAAAAUGGAUCCGAUCAGCAAAAUAAA